Canariomyces notabilis is the source of this 2390-nucleotide messenger RNA. RefSeq lists its product as uncharacterized. Gene Ontology annotation, molecular function: G-rich strand telomeric DNA binding; telomerase inhibitor activity. Gene Ontology annotation, biological process: telomere capping; regulation of telomere maintenance via telomerase. NCBI's taxonomy places the organism in Eukaryota, Fungi, Ascomycota, Sordariomycetes, Sordariales, Chaetomiaceae. The transcript is spliced from 2 exons. Bases 206 to 2227 code for a protein of 673 amino acids. The record is from RefSeq and is a predicted model, not a curated record. Gene Ontology annotation, cellular component: nuclear telomere cap complex; chromosome, telomeric region.
CGUCGUUCCCCAUCCCUUGCUCAAACGCGUCUUCUAGCGCGUCAAUCCGUUGAACCUUAAUUCCAUUGGAUCAUCAUGAGCUAGCUCUCCCACAAAACCUAUGAUUACCGAUGAUCUCUCUUUCUUAUCUGGGAUGGCACGGGGUUGGAUGAGAGAUCAGAGUCGAAUCUCUUUCUUUCACUCAAUUCUCAAUUCUGUCUGAAAAAUGCCCGUUCGUGGCCAGCCUGCAACGACGGGCCUACCGCCCGCGACUGAGCCUGGCCUCCCUGCUGGGUUCACCAAUAUGAGUGCCAUCCUUGAUGGUGACGUGCCUCAAGGGACGUUGGUGAAUGUCAUAGGUCUUGUAAAAGACUGGCUUCCGCCCAAAGAGACAAGGGGCAAAGACUUCAAAUCCAGCCUCACUCUAUCUGAUCUGUCCAUCCAAGACCGAGGAUACGGCCUCGCUUUCGAUAUCUUCCGCCCAGAGGCUGACAUGCCUCAGCAUGUCUCAGCCACCGACGUCGUUCUCCUUACCAAAGCCAAGGUUCAGUAUCGCAACUUGAACUGGUCACUAAUCUCCCACGUCUCGACCUCAAUCCGCACAUACGCGGCGAAAAAGAUCCCGAGCUUGCCAGGUACAGCCCAGAUAGCACUUAAACCUGGCCCAAAGCGAGACGGCUAUAUGCCCAAACCCGAAGAACAUCGGUAUAUAUCUUAUUUCUACCACAGAUUCGACAAAUCCGAUGUUCCGGACGAUCAGCAAUUCAAUGCGAGAGCGGAGCAAGCACUCAAUGUCACGGACAAAUUCAGUCUUCUCCAAAAUGUGGAAGACGGCAGAUUCUACGACUUGAUCGUUCAAGUCGUCAGGGAGCCUCACGAUACCGGGCUCGGCAAACUGACUCUCUACGUCUCGGAUUACACCGAGAAUCCCGGCUUUUUCGAUAAACCAUGGGAGGGCUCUGAGGAGUUGGAUUCGAGGAGCGGAGAUCCCUACGGCUACACUUCGAAUGAAGGGAUUACGCCAAAAGAUUGGGCCGGACCGUAUGGCAAAAAGUCAAUGCAGAUUACCUGCUAUGAACCUCAUGCCAGCGUCAUCAGUACAGUGGAGGCCGUCGGGCACUGGGUGCGGUUACGCAAUGUCCAAGUCAAAUAUGGACACGACGGUCGGUUUCUGGAGGGAUUUAUGCGCGAGGACCGGGGUGCCGCCGCCACAAGGGUCAACGUGGAGUUUCUUGAAAUUACUGACCCCGAGACAAUAGACCCGAGACUGAAGGAAGCGAUCCGUCGAUGUCGCGACUUUCAGAAGGAGAAGAAAAAAAGGACCGGGGAAUUGCUGGCAGCCAAGGCCGCAGGCCAGAAGCGGAAAGCUUUGCUGGAGCAAAGUGACAGAUCGUUAAACAGCAAGCAGCGCCGCAAGCUGAGACGGGCGGCCGAAAAACAAGCGGCCGAAAAACAAAAGGCACAGCAGGACUGCCAAGUCAGCGAAAAGCUGCGCCUCGACCUCAACGACCAGGUAGAGCACGAAGCGCACCCCGUUCCAUUCACCACGAUUGAGACUAUUCUGGAACCCAAAAUAUACGAGACGGUCGAGGACGAGAAGAAGAUCUCCCUGGUGGUACCAUUCAGCAAUCAUAAAUACAGGUCAUGUGUUCGCGUUGUCGACUUCUACCCCCCUUCACUGGAAGAGUUUGCGCGCGGCCGAAUUCAGAGCGACUUUGAUGUGCUCACUGAUAACGAGAGCGGCAGCGACGAAUUAUCCUCGCAGGAUCUGGAAGGCGAGGCCUCAGGCGGCGGGCGCCUGAUCUGGGAGUGGGGCUUUGCCCUCCAGCUCGAAGACGCAACGCCACCGGAAACCGCCGGGAAGAACAAAAACCGCGACCCGAAGCCGCGGCUCUGGGCGUUUGUAAAUAAUGCUGAGGCGCAGUGCCUGACCGGUCUCCACGCAACGGACCUUCACCGGGAUCAGGCUACGCUUGAGAUGUUGCGUGAGCGUAUGGCCAUCCUCUGGGGCGAUCUCGAGUCCAAAAAAACGGCGGCGAAGCUGGACAAGGGCAAGGGUAAGCAGUCCGUUCGACGGCCACUGGAGAAGCCCCCCAUUGAGACCUCUGAUACGGAAGAUGUUGAUGUCGAAGAACCGGUCUCCAACAAACCCUUCGCUUGCUGCAUAGAGGAGUACGGGGUAAAGGAUGAGGAAGUGGGGGAUGGCUGGGUGAGAUGUUUUGGAUUGUUCGGGACCAAAAUUCGUUAAUCUGAGGGCUUGAAUUCCCUUAUAUGAGCUAUUGGAUUUCAAGGCAGUGGGCGUUGACACCGGGGACAAUACGGGAGGAGAUCAGGAGUUAGGGUCAAUGUUUGUCGUGGUUAACGAGAGCAAGAUAAUUUAUACCCAUACAGAGAUGUACACGAUCCAGCCC